This is a messenger RNA of Paracoccidioides brasiliensis Pb18, 1044 nucleotides long. Its product is annotated as porphobilinogen deaminase. Bases 1 to 1044 code for a protein of 347 amino acids. Gene Ontology annotation, molecular function: hydroxymethylbilane synthase activity. Gene Ontology annotation, cellular component: cytoplasm. Gene Ontology annotation, biological process: heme biosynthetic process. The transcript has 2 exons. The record is from RefSeq and is a predicted model, not a curated record.
AUGGCAUCUGCCCCUCCUCCACAAACACACCCGGCACCCGGAACGACGCCGACAACAACUCUAACAAUUGGCACACGCAAGUCAAAACUUGCCCUGCUACAAACAGAUCUAAUACGGUCUUCGCUUAAAGCCGCCUGGCCGGAGUAUGAAUUCAGGGUUCACUCCCAGGAUACUGCGGGGGACUUGAAUAAAGUCACCCCGCUUCGCGAAUUCACCACCAAGAAUCUUUGGACCGAAGAGCUUGAGGAACUACUGGUCGCGAAGAAGAUUGAUUUUGUCGUUCAUUCCUUAAAGGAUGUCCCAACCCAGCUCCCCAAACCUUGUGCUCUUGGCGCUGUCGUGCCCCGCGAAGAUCCUCGAGACGUCCUAGUCAUCAAAAAGGGUCUACCAAAAAUGACCCUGGCAGAACUCCCCGCAGGAUCCGUAGUAGGGACCUCCUCCGUCCGGCGCAUCGCUCAGCUAUCACGACACUACCCCCAUCUCAAACCCCAGGAUAUACGAGGAAACAUUGAGACACGAUUAGCAAAGUUGGACGCGGAAGACGGACCAUUUACCUGUAUCAUUCUAGCCGCUGCUGGCCUUCUGCGUACCGGUCAAGGUGCGCGCAUCUCCCAUUUCCUUGACUCGAAGAACGGCAAGAUGCUGCAUGCUGUUGGGCAGGGGGCGUUGGGGGUUGAGAUACGCGCGGACGAUGAGCGGAUGAGGGCGAUGAUUGAGAAGAUUGGGGAUAGGAGGGCGACGUUUGCGUGUUUGGCAGAGAGGAGUUUGUUGAGGACAUUGGAGGGCGGCUGUAGUGCGCCGCUCGGGGUUGAGACGGAGUGGGUGAAGGGUGAAGGGCAGGGGGAGGUAGAGAAGUUGAGGCUUAGGGCUAUUGUGGCCAGUGUGGAUGGGAAAGAGGCUGUGGAGGUUGAGAUGGAGGCGGAAAUUAGGUCGGAGGCGGAGGCGGAGUGGUUUGGGAAGACGGUUGCGGAGGAGUUGAUUGUUAAGGGUGCGGGGAAGAUAUUGGAGGUUAUUCAGCAGAAGAAGAAGAUUUGGGGGAAUUAG